AUGACAGUGAAAAUGGGAACAGAAAACAAAGAUGCUGUUAAGAUGAACCAGCUUUCAGGACUGCUUCAGGACGCCCUGAUAGCCACAGAUCACGUACACCAGUGUGCCAUUAUCAGACGAGAAGAUGGCAGUAUCAGAGCCAGUUCCCUCGGAUUCAAUGUGUAUCCCGAUCAAGUGAAGGUAUUCUUGGAUGCCUUCAGAAAUCCACGGCAGACCAGAGAAGAAGGUAUUUACUACGAUGACAAGAACUACAAGUGUGUGCGUGCAGAUGCAGACUCUAUCUAUGCCAAAUGUGACAAGAGCGGCCUGGUUCUGGUCAAGACGGCAACAAUGCUCGUGUUUGCUACCUACAAGGAGAACAUGUUCCCAAGUGUCUGUGUGGAGGCUGUAGAGAAGCUAGCCGACUACUUCAAAGAUAAAGGAGCCUAG
Messenger RNA from Candidula unifasciata, 429 nucleotides. The record is from the annotation of a GenBank genome assembly. Lineage: Eukaryota; Metazoa; Mollusca; Gastropoda; Stylommatophora; Geomitridae.